Carica papaya (papaya) is the source of this 734-nucleotide messenger RNA. RefSeq names its product kirola-like. Gene Ontology annotation, biological process: defense response. NCBI's taxonomy places the organism in Eukaryota, Viridiplantae, Streptophyta, Magnoliopsida, Brassicales, Caricaceae. The record is from RefSeq and is a predicted model, not a curated record.
AUUCAUAUAAACAGUACUAGAUUUUAUAUACAAGUAGCCAAGAAAAAAAAAAUGGCUCAAGCAAGUCUUUGUGGGAAGAUAAAAUGUGAAUUAGAUGUUAAGAUUUCUGAUGAAGAAUUCUAUAAUAUCUACUCUCGAAGAAUGUAUGAGAUGGCUAAAAUCUCUCCAAAAAUAAUUCGAAGUGCAGAAUUACUGAAGGGUCAAUGGGGAGAAGAAGGUUCCAUUAUCUAUUGGAAUUAUAAUUUAGAUGGGAAACACUCGACUGCUAAGGAAGAAACAGAAGUGAUAGAUGACAAAACUAAGACCAUAAUUUACAAGGUGAUUGAAGGAGAGCUGCUGGAGUAUUACAGAGCAAUAAAGUGUAUUGUUCAAGUUACUCCCAAGGAGGAUAAAAAUGGAUGUUUGGUUAAUUGCUCUUUCGAGUAUGAAAAGAUGAAUGAGAAUAUUCCAGAUCCAGAUGCCUUGUUGCAUGCCUUCACUCGUAUCGCCAAAGAUGUUGAAGCAUACCUUGCGAAAGCUUAGCCGCAAAGAUCUAAAUAACUAUAUAAAGACUUACAAGUUAAGAUAUUAUAUAUAUGUGUGCGUAGCAACAUCUAAAUGAUUAUGUAUUAAGUGAUGCUUACAUGUAAAAGAUAUCUAGUUAACCUUCGGGCUAAUGAAGCGUGAAUUAGUUCGUGUAUGGGUAUCAUGUGAGUAUGUGGAAGAUGUCUUCGUGAGUAUUAUUCUUAAAUAAA